Messenger RNA from Ruditapes philippinarum (Manila clam), 6357 nucleotides. RefSeq names its product protogenin-like. Gene Ontology annotation, cellular component: plasma membrane; axon. Gene Ontology annotation, biological process: cell-cell adhesion; axon guidance. The transcript is spliced from 22 exons. Gene Ontology annotation, molecular function: protein binding. Bases 277 to 3963 code for a protein of 1228 amino acids. The record is from RefSeq and is a predicted model, not a curated record. Lineage: Eukaryota; Metazoa; Mollusca; Bivalvia; Venerida; Veneridae.
GCGGCUGCGUUUCAAAAUGUGCAUGUAUCAUGCUCUGAUUCCCAAGGAUAUUAGCUUUUCUAGUAUAUAGGUGAACCCCUGUUAAAAUCGGGCUAACUUGUGACCUUCAAUGUCUUUAUUUAAUUCCUCGGAUGAAGAAUGCAGUGUUACGUAAUGUGUUAUUAGUGUGCACAUUAUGUGCUGGAGUUAUACUUUACAGAAAACUGUGUGCAUUUUGAAUGCUAAUAAUAAAUAUGGUGUCUUAGCCUAGUUGUGUUUUUUUUUCUCAUCGUCAAAAUGUGCGUGGAGUUUAGAGGAAAUAUCGUUAUAUAUUUCACAUUUUUGUGUGUCGUUCUUGUUUCAGGGGAAAUACAAUCACCUCCCAGCAGUGUCAUCGUUCAACCGUCUGCUAAUACAAUAGAAGUUCUCAAAAAUAGUCGUCUUGCUAUAGACUGUCCUAUUACCUCAGAAGACAAAGUUCACACCGACGUCUCAUGGACUAAAGAUGGAGUUACUGUACUACCUCAGAAACGGGUAUAUGUAGCAUCUAACGGGUCUCUUAUCAUCGAAAAAUUCCUCAACAAACGCAAAAAGUCACGUGACGACACUGGGUUUUAUGAAUGUUAUGCAACAAACAGUUUUGGUACCUUCAUUGGCAGACAAGUGGAGGUAAAAGUCGCAAAGCCUACCUUACGCAUUGAACCCGAGAACAUUAAUGUUAUUACUGGAGGGGUCGCAAGAUUUCAGUGCCAGAUAGAGUCUGCUUCUCCGAAAGCACCAUUUUGUGUAUGGGAACACCCAAGACAAGACAGUCAAAUAAACAGACUGUCAAGUCAUCUGGGUAUCCUACAACUUUACAAUGUCUCAGAUACGGAUGGUGGAAAAUAUACCUGUAGAUAUUUCACAAGUCUCCACUCACAUGACGUUCUAGAGAAAAGUGCCUUCCUAUCGGUUCAUUCAGGACAUUUGCCUGGAACGCCAACACUGCUGAACACACCUCAGAAUCUCAGUGUAAUAUCGGGUACACCUGCCCUUCUCGAGUGUCUCGUCGAGGGGGGUCAGAAUGUUAAAAUCUCAUGGAGGUAUUCAAAUGGAAGCGAUGUUCGACAGGAGAGAGGGAAAAUUAAUUUGUCCGGUCGAUUAAACCUACAGUUUUCAAACACCAUACGCAGUGAUGCCGGGACGUACCAAUGUGUUGUCCAACAUGCAGGGGGCAUAAUCACUAGAAAUUACAGUAUCAAAGUCAAAGAGCCACCAAAAUUUAUCGUAACACCCUUGCCGUACUUCCGAAAUGUACUGGCAGCCAUUACAAGACUCACGUGUGAGGCAACCGGAAAUCCGAAGCCGACGGUGCAAUGGUAUAAAAAUGGUCUGAAGAUUUAUCCAGCUCCAAGAGUAACGAUCAAUCCCCAGCUUAUACUGUAUGGUCGCCUUGAAGACACCGGCUAUUAUCAGUGUAUAGCUAAUAACUCACUUGGCAUAAAUGUCGCGACAUCUUUUGUGAUCUUUGAGAGACAACCAAACACACCAGAUAUCGUGACAAACGUGACAGCUACUUCUAUUUCUUCACACGAAGUGAACGUGACAUGGUCACCUGCCGACACUCCAGACGGCUUUCCUAUUGUAGCUUACAUGGUUAAUUAUCAAUUUGUACAUGAUCUACAAUGCCCAGGACGUUGCUGGUUCCAAACAGACAGCGAGAGGGAGGUCUCCAAACAUUAUUUCAAAGUAAUUGACGGCCUCAAACCAUAUACAAAAUACAGGUUUGCCGUACAGUGCAUAAGUGGCAAAGGCGCUAGCAGCAUGUCUAAAUCUGUUACAGUCCGUACAUUAGAAUCAGUUCCAACGGGGGCACCUGAUGUUAGGAUAAUACCGGACUCAAGUACGAGUUUUCGCGUUUCUUGGACUGAAAUUCCGGAAUCAGAACGGAAUGGAUGGAUCAACAGGUAUCAACUGAGUUACGGAACCAAAGACAAAAUGAUCACAGUCAUACAACUCCCAGAAGACACUAAAAGCUACCUCGUUACAGGGCUUGAGUCCAACAGUGAAUACGUGGUAAAAGUUCUUGCCGGAAACUCCCAAGGCUUUCCGGACAUAGAUAACUGGAUAUCAUAUCGUACACCUGUGUCUAAUAUAAAUGAAUCAACAGUUCCCUCAUUGACUUUUGAACCUUUAAACUCGUCGGCAGUUUCAAUCAUAUGGAAAAAAGAUAGCAACUUUGUUGGAAGCUAUAGGGUUGUUGUUCAGAAGUUGCUAGAAAGUGGACCUGUAAGGGAAUUCAAUAUUACAGCAGAUACUACACGUCUUGACGUGGCCGGGCUAGAGCAUAAAGUCUUCUAUAAGAUUGACUUCAUGAAAAGAGAUGAGAGGAACGUGGUGAGGGGCUAUGUGACGGAGUUGUAUCAGUGUGUUGGACACGAAGGUGAAAUGGAGCCCCCGCCCCCAUAUAUUAUUAACCCAGAAUCACGCUCGUCGUCAAUUAUAAAUUUAUCGUGGGAGAAGCCAAAAACGAGGCUAAAUAUAGUAAAGUACACUGUCAAGUUCCAGAGGAAGGAUGAAACUGUCCUGGACAAUCUACCAGUAGAAAUAGACAGUUUUACCACCUAUAUAACAUUGGACAAGUUGCAACCGUUCUCCUGGUAUGCCGUGGCUGUCCAGUCACAUACAACUUCUGCUGAUGGACCCUUCUCCAAACCCGUCAUUGUUCAGACUAAAGAAGGAAUUCCCUCCCCUCCCGAGAUAUUGCGUGCUGAGGUUGUCUCCCCUGGAACGGUGAAGCUAAAAUGGGGACCUCCUAAACAACAAAAUGGCAUUAUAACAUCUUAUAUAAUUUAUUAUAAUUCAAAGAAUGACGUCCCUGAUGUAGCGUGGUCUUUUAUACACCAAAAUGCAUCACACACAUCUCUGGUACUUGAGGAUCUGAAGAACGAGGUCUAUUACUUUAAAUUGAGGGCGUGUACUAACGCAGGGGCGGGGAAUACGUCACGUGUCAUUAUGAUUGACACUCUUGAUUGUAACAGUUGCCCGAAGUGUAAAGAUUCCGAUUCUUGCCCAGGUAAGAACGAGGUCUGUUUUUUCCAUAGUUUCACACAGAUAUUUGUGAUUGUAACAGUUGCCCGAAGUGUAAAGAUUCCGAUUCUUGCCCAGGUAAGAACGAGGUCUGUUUUUUCCAUAGUUUCACACAGAUAUUUGGUAUCUGAGGACCUAAAGAAUGAGGUCUAUUACUUUAAAUUGAGGUCGUGUACUAACGCAGGGGCGGGGAAUACGUCACGUGUCAUUAUGAUUGACACUCUUGAUUGUAACAGUUGCCCGAAGUGUAAAGAUUCCGAUUCUUGCCCAGAGGAAGAAGGCGAUAGUAAACGAAGUGUGUUUGAACAGCGCCUGGGCAUCAUAAUCGGGUGUGCUGUUGGCUUGGUCUGCAUAGUCAUCUGUAUUACUUUUGUUAUCUUCAAACAAAGGGAAAUGAGGUCAAGAUACCAAAACCGGCCACGGACUGAGCUAGCCUGCCGGUUCAAUCCUGCUGAGCAGCCAGGACGUUACCUUGGCAACGCAGAUACAAGUCGCCUCCAGCACCAUUCAACAUAUUCACCUAUGUUGAGACGGAUGCUGGAAAACACUGAUUAUACUUACAAGGCUGGAAACGAGCAACGCGCUUUACUGUCUCCCAGCUCAACCGGAAGUGUAAAUAAUCCGACGGUGAGUACCAGUAAUACGGAGUCAUGUGACACCACACCAUGCAGUAGUGACUUUGACAUUGUUUAUCAUCCGAUAAAGAACGGUGAGCUACCGGAGAAGGAACCGAUGAUGAAAGGGAGCAAAGACAUUGACCUUCGCGUUGUCAUUGCCCCUAGUGACGAUUGCUUUAUGGACAGUAGAAAGAGUGUUGAAGACCCGGUUAAUUCAGAAGCUGAUUCGCUGAAUGCUUCAGGCAUUGUUGAAAAUGAUGAAAAUGGCAACUUAGGCGAAGAAAAUCAUUUCAAAUAAACUUUCAGCUGUAUUUUUUUUAUUUUUCUUAAUUGUUUCCUCGUGUAUACGCCAAAGUCAAUUUGACAACCGUCAGAAGUCUUCUUUGUCAACAGUCUUGCCAACAGUCUAACAUUUGAUUUUAAUGGUCUGCUAAUGGAUUUAAUUUUUAAAUUGAUUUAAAUUUAAAAUUAAAAUCUAUAAUUUGUACCUAUAAAUUCAUAUUUUAUUGCCAGUAGGCAAGACGGUGAGCUUUAGAAAUGUUUAUAUUUCGAAGAAGAAAUGAUAUUUUUCUUACCAUUUGACUUCAAACGGUUUUGACUGAGGCGCAUAACUAGAGGGGAAAAGUAUCAUAAUUAACACAGUGACAUGCCAGCACCGAACAAGCGUUUUCUCUGUUCUGUUUUCGAGACUUUUAACUACCUCAGACAUAUGUUUCACAGGGAUUCAACCUCAAGUGUGCUUUUUGAAAAGGCGGAGCGCUGCCACUCGUUCAGGGCAUAGAUUAAUUUGGCAUCAGUUUCAAAUAGUUUCAGGGAAAACAAAUUUUUAUUUGCAUUUUGUGCUUUGAUAAUUGGUGAACAUUUGACACAAGACGUUUACCUCGAUUAACCCUUAGCCUGCUGGCGGCAACUGAAUCUAACCACGUGACCAGUGCAGACGAAGAUCAUGCCGUGUGGCACCUACGUGCGCGUUUGUUCUUAGUCUGCACUGUUUGCUUCAUCAGUCAGUAUAUAUUUAGAUUUUUUUCCUAAAAUGAGGAAUGGUUUCGUCCAGAUUGAAAGACGGACGAGUCCAUUUAGGAUAUUUAGGGUGGUAAGGGAAGGGUUAUGUAAAGUUCAUUGCUCUUUAUCAGAGAGUGUUUUUAUUCUCACAUAUUACAAAUCACAUAAUUUAAAUAUUUGAGCUGUAAAUAGCCCCUUUUUUUCUGUAAGAUUACUAUUUGGUAACCGUUAUCUUUAGCAAGCUUUUUCGAAAUGUUCUUCCCCUUUUAAUUGUAAUUAUAUAUUGAAAAACAAAUAACAUAAUUCAUUUCUUUGAGAUAAAUUUUCUGAAAUGAAUCUUUAAAGAGUAUGACGGAAAUUCAGGCAUGUUCGCUGAAAGAGUUGAUGUUGUCCACAUGCUCUGCAAAUGUACAUGUUAAAUAGUAAAUGUCAUAUAAAAUGGAAACAUGUUUUAAAAUUCAAAUUUCAAAAAAAUCACUCGUAAUUUGGGAUUUUAUAUUCAAUUUAGAUGUCACAUGAUUUUUGUAAUUUUAUAUGGUUAUUAUACACCGACUUGCUCAAAUGUAAAAAAUAAAUUCAUGCAUCAUUUGCUCGUGAAAUAUCGGCAUAUUCCGUUACUUUCCGUGUCGUAAAAAUAAAUACACGAUACGGAAAUUGCCGUAGUUUGCCGAAUUCAUACGAUCUGCUGAUGAAUUUAUAACUAUAAAACUAUAACCUUAUUGAACCUUUUUUUCAAACUGUUGAUUUAUUAUCUUAAAGUUAUUUGUGUUGAAGUUAACAUUAGUUGAUUAUAAUUAUGGCAUUGGCAACUUAAUACAUGUAUUUAACGCAUGUUUUCUGUGUAACUCAUCGGCUGCUGUAAGCGUUUGUGCGUCUGGUCCAUGUGACCUUGACCUUCAGGUUAGCCUGUUUGGCGGCAACUGAAUCUACCUAUGCGACCAGUGCAGACCAAGAUCAGCCGUCGCGCUUGUGUCGUCUGAUCAUAAUCUCCACUGUUCGCUAGUCAAUCAGUACAUGUUUUGAAAUUUCCCCUAAAAAUGAUAAGUGGUUUUGUCCAGAUUGGCAGAUGGACAAGUUCAUUUUUGAUAUUUAGCGUGGUUAAGGGUGAAACAUAUACAUGUAUAGGAUAUGUAUUAAAUGCCUGUUUAUGUGAUUUUUAUAUAAAAACCGAAUUAUUUUGGAAGUAACACUUUCUAUCUACCAAUAACUACAUACAUUUAGAUUUUUUGAAAAUUUUUACAGUUAUAAAUGUUUAUGCUAUUAGUAGAAAAAGUAUCUUAAAUAAUUGUUAGGAAAUAUGUAAACAUACUAUUUAAUAAAUGUUUUAACCACGAACCCAACCCCGCACACUAAAAUACGACUUGACAGCUUUUGUUUUCAAAUAUGAUUAUAAAUAUGAAGGAUUUUACGGAAAAUCUUGUUAGAGAUUUUAGAAAUUAUAUAUGUUUACAGUUCAUACAUUAGAAUACGCAUAGGCCUAUUAUGUUUUAGCAUAUCAUUUUUAUACAUUGUGUGUUUUAACGUUUCUAUGUAAUGUGUAACUCAUACCAUUUUAUGUAAUACGUGUAAGACUUUUUUUUUAGUUCAGUCAGUGUAAUUGUAUUGUAAUGAUUUUUUUUGUUCUAAAGUUAUGAAAAAAAUUAUAUGUCUCCUAAUGAUAUGGCCAGAUAAUUAAAGGUCCUAAAGAUUC